Molecule: messenger RNA, 5063 nt
Organism: Sardina pilchardus (European sardine)
Lineage: Eukaryota; Metazoa; Chordata; Actinopteri; Clupeiformes; Clupeidae
Exons: 7
Coding region: 341-1633 (430 amino acids)
Biological process (GO): cell surface receptor signaling pathway
Cellular component (GO): plasma membrane
Molecular function (GO): transmembrane signaling receptor activity
Source: RefSeq, a predicted model, not a curated record
GGCAAAACGAAAACGGGGUUCUCAAGAACCUCCACCCUAGAAGCAGUUUUCAAAAACCAUCAUUUUCAGCCGCCAAAACGGCGUCGUCGUGUAAACGAAAGGCCUAACUGAUGGGGAAAAAAACACAGUCUUUGAAAAAAACUUUGUAGUGUAAACACCAUCUAGAACCGCCACUGCUGGUAUUUCCUUCAGGAAAUGCUUUUCUCUGCUCUCUGCUCUGAGUCCGCAGUUUGAGGUCAAAAUGAGAAUGGGUGUUGGUCACUGGGUAAUUCAGCCACUUCCUCUCCAAGCCAGUCAGAGGUGAUUUUUGUUCUCUCAAUGAUCUUCAUUUCUUUAAAAUAUGAAGAGACUCCUCUUCCUAGCAGCUGUGACAGUCUGCUGGUUCCUGGUUAAAGCCAAACCUACAAUCAAGAUGAUCCCAAAAUAUGGCCUCAUUUACUGGGGAGACACUGUAAAGCUGAAAUGUAGUGAGAAGCCUUCUGAAUGGCUCUUCAAUGGUGCAACCCUCAAUCCAUCAUACAAGAACCAAACUCUGAUCCUGCCUGCUGUGUCAUCAAACAACUCUGGAAACUAUCAGUGUCGCACUGCAGAGAGGAGCGACAACUUCAACAUUAAUGUCCUGGACUAUCUUCCCCCUGCUUUCCUUACUAUUGUGUCUGGACAUGCAGUGGUCAACAAGAAUGAAUCCUCAUUACUUCAGCUGUUCUCAGAUGGGGGCCUAAAAGACUGGCGCUGCCGUAUUCUCCGAGAUGAUAGAGAGUAUUAUGUGAUGAUUCCAGAAGGUAUGAUGACCGGGAACACCAUCCAGUUUUAUGCUAGAGCUGAAGGAGAAACUCCAGACAUUGCUUGGUGCAAGAAAAAUGGAACGAAGGAUGCAGGCACUAUACGCAGCAAUUCCAUCAGCCUCAGGAGCUCAGCUAUGGAGGUGUUGUUAGAGAUCCCCCCUGAACCAGCUGUGCUGGGAGAGCCUCUGACACUGAGGUGUGAGGUCAGAGGAGGUGCCCAAAUUGAGGCAGCUGAAUUCUACAAGGAUAACGUAAAGCUCGAAUCUGCUUCGGAUGGUUCUUACAAGAUCCCAGAAGUCACUGAUGGAAACGAUGGCUCCUACCGAUGCACAGCCACCUACCGCUACACCUACGUAAAUCCUCAUGGAGCCUUAAAGGAAAAUGUGGCCUCAGAUCCACAAACAUUAAUUAUCAGAGCUGGUCCACGAUCGGCUGUCAUUACUAAGGAGGAAUCAUCUUUACUGUGUUCCUGUUCUGGCUGUCUACCUAAUUCAACAUUCCGUUGGUACCAUCGGGAACCCAAUGCUAUGGACCUUAAAAGGCAUGAGGAGGAGACAAACAGACUCACCUAUGACCAGCCUGGAGAGUAUGCCUGCCGAGCUGUCUGGGGCUACGGGGCCUCUCGCCGCAGUAAAUUCGAAGAUGUCGGGCCAGUUUCGGGUGGUUCCGGCAGCCCAGUGACCUUUCUUGUGGUGGUGCUCAUUAUCGCAGGAUUGCUGUUUGUGGGAAUUGCAUUGCUAUGUCGUAAUAAGCGGCGCGGGCAGUCUGGCCUGCAGGGAGACGUGCCGAUGACGAGGAUGAGGAAGGCCGCCGAGGAGGGCGACGACGAGAAGGAUCCCGCUACGUAGGGUGACCACCUGUCCCGCUUUACGUUGUACUGUAGGCUACAGCAAUUUUACCCUUUGUCCCGCCUCACGCAAAUUGAGCAUCUGUCCCGCUUUUUCAUUCGACCCUGGCCAAUUGAAAAUAAAUACACAGAUACGUCCAUAGGCGUAGUGUUAACUUAUGUCCAAUAGUUUAGUGCAAAGCAAUAAAAUCGGUAGUCGAUAGGCUUAGCCGUACAUCAAUCAAACUAUUGCCUGGUGCACGAACGCCUCCGCAACGUUGUCAAAGAUCUCAAAUUGGAGAGCGCGCUCUUCGGUCAGGUUAAGCUGCCAUGGGCAGUGUGGCCACGAAAAAGAGAAGAUGCACUUUUAAUAGCGAAUGGACUGCAACAUAGCCAUCUCUUGGCAAAGACCUGUAGACGGUGAAGCAGAGAGAGCAUUUUGCAUUUGCAUUUUUCUCUGGGGCAUGGUGAAGAAUACGAUGUGAAGCGACAUGGUGCAAGUGAGUCCUACAAAACUAGAAGCACUCCGAGAGCGCAGACCUAGGCCAAGCGAAAACAUAGCCGCCUGGAUUACUCCCAUUUAAUCGUUUGUUCCGUGGGUCAUUUCAGACCAUUCCUGAAAAUGCCAUCCAUAAUUGUUCGAGUUAUCUUGCGAACCAACAGAUAACGAACAGACAGACAAACAAACAGACAAACAAGCCCCGAUGAAAAGUGAUCGAGCGUCUAUCAUGACGUAGGCCUACAUCACACACACACACACACACACACACACACACACACACACACACACACACAUUCAUGUUGCUCUACCGACUGCAUAACAAGUUAGUAAUUGUUCCAGAUUCUGAAAUAGCUAGGAAAAUGUCAUGUGGCUGUUGUUAUCAGAAAAGAUUCUGGUUUACCUUAUUUGCACUGAAAUAGCUCAACUUUCUAUAGGCAAACCCUUAACAUUUUGCAAUAUAGACUAGGCCUUAUAUUUUGUUGAACUUAAAUAGGUUAGGCCUAAUAUUUUUUGCGUGUCUUGUAUUUUAAGGUGAAUUUGAUUCACUGAGAGCAUUCUUUUAGCUGCAUAAUGGACAGUUGACUAUUUUGAUAGUCCCAAUAAAGAAGAGAUGUUGCAAAAUUAGUAUGUUGUCUUUUAGGUAGUGUCUCAAUAUUUUGGUCGGUAGGCUUAAAAAAUAUUGCUUAGUAAAUUAGAUAGACAAUAUUGUACGUUUAAAGUUAUUACGUCUGUCCCACAUUGUCCCACUUUACCAUGCUACUUGUCCCACAUUUUGUCUGACUGGAGGUGGUCACCCUACUUACGAGGCAAUGGUGCCGAUGGAGGCUACGAGGCAGUCGGGGCGGCCAGGGCAGGGGAUGGAGGCGACGGAGGUUAUGAGGCACUCAAGGGCAAAGCGCAGGCUGAAGUGUACCACACUCUGCGGGGUCCCCAAAGUCAGGGUGCAGAUGGGGGGUAUGAAGCGCUGAAGCUCAAAGGGCAGGGUGAUGGUGAUGGUGAUGUGUACCACACUCUGCAGCAGCCCCAGGCCCAGGGCGCAGAGGGGGGGUAUGAAGCUCUGAAGGGCGCUAAGCAGAGUGAAUGUGAAACCUUAAAGUCAAAGGCAGGGGAUGGGGGUGGCGGUGGGGAACCGGAGUAGAAAGGGUUGUACCAAGCACUCCGAGAGCGCAGACCUAGGCCAAUCGAAAACGUAGCCGCCUGGAUUACUCCCAUUUAAUCGUUUGUUCCGUGGGUCAUUUCAGACCAUUCCUGAAAAUGCCAUCCAUAAUUGUUCGAGUUAUCUUGCGAACCAACAGAUAACGAACAGACAGACAAACAAACAGACAAACAAGCCCCGAUGGGGGGGGCUAUAAAAGAUAAAAAAGAGAAGGAUUGAUCAGAGGAGAGCGAUUGGUCAGGCUGAAGUGAUAUGAAUGAUCAGGCACAAAAACAUAUAUACUCUCACACACAUACCAACACAGAUCACAUAUGCACAGGCCAAUUUGCAUAGCAUUAAAUACCCUAACAUUUCCAAAACACAAGAAAAGCUGAUAAAUGGCACACAUAUACAUAUAUGCCUUGUUAGGCCUAUACCUGAGAAGUAUAAACUACACCUGGGUCAUAAGUUAUCAAACUAAAAUUAUACAGUUUAUCAAUAAUAAAUCAGUAUCAUGUUGGGUGCUUUGGGCAAGUGUAGCCAGUAGCACAGUAUGUAAAUACAGCACAGAGCAGGCUACUGCAGAGGGAAGAGUUGAGCGGAGUGACAGCGCUGUGGUCAGAUUGUUCAGGCGUGCAGGGCUCUGGAGUGCUCAGACAGCAGAGGGCUACAGGUACUGGCUGGGGUGGGCGGGUCUCUACAGAUGGGCGUGGAGUGGGGCCUGUAGAUGGUUUGCAUGUCAGAGGCGGUGAGCGGGUGAUCAUCCUCUGUGCUGUUGUAGUGAUGCACUGCAGGGUGGAGCAGCCAGAGCACCAUGCCCCAUGACUCAGGGGCGCCCAUGUACAGUAGAUCGUGACUGGCAGCAGAGUUCUUGGCUAUUGCCAAUGUGCUGGUAGAUCAGCACAAGUCGUGGCAAACUGGGGUGUACUAGUCAGCGGUCCAGCACAGUGUUUCAGGACUUUCAGGACAGUGGAGGAACCCCUAUCAGAUCCAGUGGCAUGACAAGAAUGCCAGAUCAAGUCAAGCUUUUCCUCCAUAGUCAACUGGUUGAUGCUUUCUCUAGCUUUUGCUCAGUGAUGGUUGAUAUGAAGCAGACAAAACAAAAUAUGCUUUUUGCAUUUACAGUUUCAGGGGUGGGUGGUGGAGGUUCAGAUGCAUCACAGCAGAUACAACAUUCACAGAUAGCACAACAUAUAUGCUUUUUUAAAUCAUCUCAUUUUAGUGUUAUUAUUUUCAUCAUUACCAUGUUGACAGUUUUGCAACUGUAUUGUAACAGACAUGUGGACAUUCAUAUGGUCAGAAAAUUGAGUGUGGCAAAAAAGCAGUGAUGCUGUGUAUUACUACACAGGCAAAAAUUAUUUAGAGGAGGAAAUAGGAAGUGAUGUUUGGUUACUAAAAUGAUGGCUAUGGAUGGCUGGAGGUGGGUAGGUUUAAACUUUUUUACAUUAUAUUUUCAGGAGAUCAAGCCUCCGAUUUAUAUAAGCAGAGUGUUUGUUAAGAAAUAUAUGUUUUAUUUUUAUAUACAUGUAUUAUAUUAUAUUGACUUUCAAAGCUUUUAUUCAAAUCAUGUUUUAAAAUGUGUGUGGUUUACUGUACCUGCCAAAUGAUACCUGUCAUCUAUUAAGCACUUUUUAAUCUUCUCUAAUGGUUUUUUUUUUAAAAUCACUUUGAAUUACCAAUGUGUAUAUGAAUUGUUGAAUAAAUUUGCAUUGCAAACUAUUACACUGGUGCAGUGUAACAGAGUAACGGUUACAGAGUGGAAGCUUGCAGCUGUAAACUACAAAUGGCAAAUAAUAAAGAAUUUAUUUAGAGUAA